GCGCAUUGCUUAUGUCCCUUUGUUUUCCCGACAAGGCUGAAACGAUAUUGUGUUUGUUGAGACACUUACAUCAUGUACAUGUUAUAGUUAUAGGUAUUGAUAAAUCUUUGUCGCCAUGCCGCUCCCAGCUGCCCUCGCGGCGAGGCUAGCAAAACGAGGUAUUGUAAAGGAAGUGAAGAAGCCUGAGCCAAUACACCCUGCGGAGAUUGAAGAGGUGUUUGCUGAGGAUUACGAUGAGCCGGCUAAACCUGAGCCUGAGGAUCAGGCGCUGCCAACAAAAGCAGUAGAAGACUACGCUCAGCCCGGUGUGCUCCCCUUGAGUUCAGAACCAUUAUUGUAUGAGGCUGCUGCUUGUCCAAACAGAGCCAACCCCUACCAUCAGUGUGAAGCCUACUGCAGAAAAAGAUAUGGCCUGAGAGAGUUCAAGACAGAUCCAGUCAUGCUGAAGAGAAGAGAUCGCCAUCUGCGGAAAUACCCACUUCCCGAGGGCUGGCAGGAAGUUGCUGAUCCAAGCACGGGGCGCUACUACUACUGGAACCUGGUGACUGACCAAGUAGCCUGGCUGUCCCCCUCUCACCCCAAGGCCCAGAUCACACUGCCAGCUGAAAAGCUACAAGCUGUGCUGGGCAAGGUCGGGGGCAUACUGGACAUGGAUGAACACAGUGAUGAAGAAGACAUGGACACAGGCAAAGCAAUGAGUGACGACAGUAGUUCCGACUCAGAGGAGGAAGUGGAGCAGAGGCGACGACGUGAUAGACGUGAGAGGGACCGCGACUGGGACCGUGAGCGUGAUAGGGACCGCAGUCGGGACCGGGAUAGAGAUCGAGACAGGGACAGGGAUCGGGACAGGAGGAGGCGAGAUGAUAGAAAAGGCCGGGGAAGAGAUGGCCUUGACCCCAUGGAUCCGGCUUCAUAUUCGGACAUUCCUCGAGGGGGCUGGUCUGAUGGACUUGAUCAGCGGGGCAAGGCCAAAACGGGCGUGGACGUGACAGCAUCGGGGCCUCUCUUCCAGCAGCGUCCCUACCCCAGCCCGGGUGACGUACUGAGAGCAAACAGGGCCAUCGCGGACAAGAAGGCAGAUACAUGACCUCACAAUCUGAGGAGCAACAAACUGAGAGGAUGUUUUUUCUGUCAUAACAUUUUUGUACCUGAGAAAACAUUGAUAACAAGGAUUAAAACAAGAUACACUGAUAACAGCAAUGUAAGUUGUAUGAGGUUUUAUGUAAUGUAUGGUGUGAAUAAAAUACAUGUGUACAAGCA
Molecule: messenger RNA, 1260 nt
Organism: Haliotis rufescens (red abalone)
Lineage: Eukaryota; Metazoa; Mollusca; Gastropoda; Lepetellida; Haliotidae
Product: polyglutamine-binding protein 1-like
Exons: 8
Coding region: 116-1087 (323 amino acids)
Biological process (GO): alternative mRNA splicing, via spliceosome
Cellular component (GO): nuclear body; cytoplasm
Molecular function (GO): ribonucleoprotein complex binding; protein binding
Source: RefSeq, a predicted model, not a curated record